AAGCAACAAACCGUUCCGUUUCUUUGUUCUCCAUCUCCAAUUCUCCAUCACAUUUUUGACGAACCCAACGAACCGUUGUGGAAUUCUAGACCAAAAGCAAAGCUCGAAAGCUUAUAGUACCGAAAAGGGAACAUCGGGAUAACCCGCUUUCAGCUACACCGAGAGACGACAGCAUUCUUCCCUCCCUUUCGCCUCGCUAGCUACACCAGAGAGCUCUCUCUUGUCUUUAGCGAACCCAAACAACCUUCUUUUGUAACAAUUGUUUAGUUUUGUUCAAACACCCCGGCGCACAACCCAACCUGUCCUCCGCUUUUCCCAUCCAACCCCCAAAAAAAAAAAACGGCAGCAAUGGCCUCCUCCAACCCCGGCCGCGGCGCAAUCCAAUACGCCACCCCCUCAAGAGAAGACUACAACAAGCUCUCCGACGAGCAAAAAACACGCGUCAGCGAAGCCUUCGACCUCUUCGACUCGAACAAAGACUCCUACCUCUCCUACGAAGAGUUCCGCUUCGUCCUCCGCGCCCUCGGCUUCGAGCUCCCCAAAGCCCAGACCUUCGACCUCCUCAUCCGCCACGGCCAGAAACCCCCCUCCUGGACCCACGACCAGGACUGCCCCCCCAUCUACCGCCUCUUCAGCCUCCCCGUCGUCCAGGCCAUCGCCGGCACGCUAAUACGGCAGCGAGAUCCCCGGGAAGAGCUGAGAAGAGCGUUCAGACUGUUUGACGUGGACGGAAAGGGCAUGAUCACACAAGAUGACCUGAGACGAGUGAGCAAACAAGUCGGGAACAACAUACCGGACGCGGACAUCAUCGCCAUGGUGGAGGAGUUUGACGCGAGUGGCAAGGGGGGUGUGGACGAGGAUGAGUUUUUGAGGUUGAUGAUGUCCAAGAAGUGAUUUUCUUUUUUUCUGUGCUUUUUGUCAUAUUGAUGCUUUUGGAUUGCAUGGGCUGUAAGAUGCAUCUAUGUAUGUAUGUUGUUGAUACCCAAGAACUGAAUUAUGCCCCGGUUGGCCAGCCAUCAUGGCUUUGUAAACUCGGGCCAUCUACGAUCAACCCUCCCAAUAUAUGAUGUCUACUGCCCAAUACUCACACCAUCCCUAUCCUACAAC
This is a messenger RNA of Podospora bellae-mahoneyi, 1107 nucleotides long. RefSeq names its product Calcium-binding component of the spindle pole body (SPB) half-bridge (gene CDC31). The transcript has 2 exons. The coding region runs from base 349 to 894 and encodes 181 amino acids. Gene Ontology annotation, molecular function: microtubule binding; calcium ion binding. Gene Ontology annotation, cellular component: mitotic spindle pole body; half bridge of spindle pole body. The record is from RefSeq and is a predicted model, not a curated record. NCBI's taxonomy places the organism in Eukaryota, Fungi, Ascomycota, Sordariomycetes, Sordariales, Podosporaceae. Gene Ontology annotation, biological process: spindle pole body duplication.